This is a messenger RNA of Triplophysa dalaica, 919 nucleotides long. It is a transcript of the gene surf2, whose product is annotated as surfeit 2. The record is from RefSeq and is a predicted model, not a curated record. The coding region runs from base 143 to 889 and encodes 248 amino acids. NCBI's taxonomy places the organism in Eukaryota, Metazoa, Chordata, Actinopteri, Cypriniformes, Nemacheilidae. The transcript has 6 exons.
UCGCCGUCAGCGGCGCGUUAUUUAUGACGUCGAAGCGUAUUCUGUCUGUACCAUGCGCCGCUGUUUAUUAAAUUGUUUUGACGAUAACAUUGUGCGUUUAUGUCUUUUUUCACAUUAAAUGUUUUGAUAAUUUAGUUCUGCUAUGAUGGAAGGUUUAUCAGAGGAGUUGAGAACAUUUCUACAGACUCAUCCUUUCCUUCAGCUCAAUGACUCCAAGAAGAUCAUAUGCACACUGAACGGCCACGAGUUUCCCUGCAGCCUCGAUGAACUGCAGCAUUUCACCUCAGGAAAGAAAUAUAAGCAGCUGUCCGCAGAAGCACAGUUCGACUACAGUCAGUAUGAGCCUCAUAUAGUCAGCAGCACUAAACAACCCAAUCAUCUCUUCUGCAAGCUCACCUUACGUCACAUCAAUCGUGUGCCGCAGCAUGUUCUCCGCCACGUCAGUGGGCAAAAAUACAAGAAAGCUUUAGGGGAAUAUAAGGAGUGUGUUCGGCAGGGUGUGGAGUUUGUCCCGGCGCGUCUCCGACAGAAAAAGAGACCCAAAGAGCAUGAUGACGUGACCGCGAGUGAUAAUAGAGUGAAGAGGAAGGAGGACAGUGGAAUAUGCGAUCCGAGCUUAAGUGAAGAGGAGAAGAAUGAUUCAGAAGACAGCAUGUCAGACCUUUAUCCAUCCACUUUGUUUACUUUAAAGCCAGCAGAUGAUGAAGAGGGUAUGAAAAUUGCUGAGGAAGAUGAUUUCAAGACUGAUGAUGAUGAAGUUACUGAAAUGGAAGUAGAGAACCGGAUGCCGAAACGCAAAAAGGUGCAGUCUGGUGCAUCUACCAAGAAAUUUACGAAGAACAAAAGAAUAAAAGGUUUUAGGUGUGUCGGCAAAGUUAAUGGAAAAUGAUAAUAAAUUUUCGAUCUUGUUGCAAAAGUC